Messenger RNA from Nicotiana tabacum (common tobacco), 2273 nucleotides. RefSeq lists its product as uncharacterized. Gene Ontology annotation, cellular component: mitochondrion. Gene Ontology annotation, molecular function: methionyl-tRNA formyltransferase activity. The record is from RefSeq and is a predicted model, not a curated record. NCBI's taxonomy places the organism in Eukaryota, Viridiplantae, Streptophyta, Magnoliopsida, Solanales, Solanaceae. Gene Ontology annotation, biological process: biosynthetic process; conversion of methionyl-tRNA to N-formyl-methionyl-tRNA.
CUAAGUCUAGAAACAUCUCACUUUUCCAUCUCUUCUACUCCUUCAACUCUCCUUCAUACUCUUCACUUCCAGAGAAUACUGCAAAAAAUAGAGAGCAAAUUUAGUUUAGGUAGAAUAAUGAUUUUUUCAUGUUAUAUUGGCCAAAUUCUGGAAUUAGCUAAUUUUGAGUUUUUCUCUUACUCAUCUUUGUUUUAAACCUUUGCCUUUAUGCUAUAUGUAAUUGCGGUGGAAGAUUAACAGAGCAGAACUCAUCUGUAUUUCAUAUAACCAGAACUUGGAUAUGAAUAAUUUUUGUUUUAUUUAAAGAGGAAGAGUUAGAGACAAUUAAUAACAAUAACCUGUUUAUUGUUUUCCAUUGAAGAGAGUUUGAAAAGGAAAUGAAAUUGUUAUAAGAUAAUUUAAAACUUCCAUGUUUGCAGACACCAUCGAAGCACAUAUAUCUUUUAGUUGGAAGCGCGAGAUGAGUUAGCUCCCUGCAAAAUAGAGCUGAAGGAAAAAUUAGACCAUUUUGAUACCGUCUCAAAACCUGUCAUACCUGAUCAAUGAUGGUCGUAAAAAUGACCUUUGCCCGCUAAAACCAACAAGCCACUACUUCAUAAGCAUAACGUUGAGCACGCGCUUGAUCUCAUCUAGUGUAUCCAAACAAACUAUUCUUGAAAAAGUAAAACAUCCUCAUCUUUACAGGGAGGGAAUUAGGAUGCUGUCUUCUUCAGUGAUGAUUCGACGCUUUUGUAGCUUCACUGUCACCGCUUCUUCUUCUUCUGCUCCUUGUACUAUCACUUCCAAUUCAAAGAAGAAACGUCUUGUCUUUCUGGGUUCUCCUCAGGUUUCUGCGUCAGUUCUUGAUGCUUUAUUCAAUGCUUCUGCUGCCCAAGAUUCCCUAUUUGAGGUCACAGCUAUUGUUACGCAACCACCCACCAGAAGGGAUAGAGGAAGAAAAGUAAUGCCUUCACCGGUUGCUCAACAUGCUCUUGACAGAGGAUUCCCUUCUGAUUUGAUUUUCACACCUGUGAAGGCCGGUGAGGAAGCAUUUCUUUCUAACUUUAAAGCUUUGGAGCCAGAGCUUUGUGUUACUGCUGCAUAUGGAAAUAUUUUACCCACAAAGUUUCUGAAUAUUCCGUCAAAAGGAACAGUUAAUAUACACCCAAGUUUACUGCCUCUAUAUCGUGGUGCAGCACCUGUUCAAAGAGCAUUGCAGGAUGGUGUUAAAGAAACAGGGGUGUCGCUAGCUUAUACAGUUCGCAAAUUGGAUGCUGGACCGGUUAUUGCGCUUGAAAGAGUAACAGUUGAUGAUCAAAUAAAGGCUCCAGAUUUACUUGACUUACUAUUUGCUCUAGGUUCCAAACUUCUAAUUCGUGAACUUCCGUCUAUAUUUGAUGGGUCUGCAAGUGGAAGAGCAGAAGAGCAAGAUGACUCUAAAGCUACCCUAGCUCCCAAGAUAACUCCUGAGGAGUCAUGGUUAUCCUUUGAUGAAGAUGCCCAAGUGCUUCAUAAUAAGGUUCGGGCAUUUGCAGGAUGGCCUGGAACUCGAGCUAGACUUAUGGUCAUUGACCCUAGCAGUGGCGAGAGCAGUAGUAUAGAGCUUAAAAUUAUCACUACUCGGAUUUACACCGGUAUCAGAAGUCAAGAUAUAGAAGCCAAUGAUGUGCUUUUUACUAAAGGUUCACUGGUAAUUCCUUGCGGUGGGGACACGGCACUAGAGGUUUUGGAAGUUCAACUUCCCGGCAAGAGGGCUGUUAAUGCAGCUUCAUUUUGGAACGGUUUAAGAGGCCAAAUACUGAAAAAAUGAUGGAUCUCAAAGCCGGUCAAGCACACCAAAUCAGAAGUCGACAGGUCGCACAAAAUGUCAUUGUUCUGGAGAGUUCAUUGCAUAUCUGAUCAUAAAACGCAGAACUGGGAGAAUACAUGAUGGGUUUAACUUUGAUUGGAUGCUUCUGAUUCUUAUCGUGAUCUUCUCCGUUCUCGGGAUAAUUCAGACUUCUCAAGGAAGUCACAUUUCUUAUACAAGAUAUAUUCCAGCUUCAGGAGUAGACUAAUAAAUUUGUUUGAACUGAUUUGUAUGCUCGAUUUAGUUUUUUUUAAUGGUAAAGUUCCCUCAAUCUAUUUGUUGACUUGAGAAUAUUCAUGUUUCAGCUAUUUAGCUAGCUAUCAAGUGUAGACUAUUCAGGAGCUUAAAUAGAUAGAGAGCAGGUGAUGAAUUUUUGAUGUAGGCUAUCUAACAUCAGGGUGGCUCAAAGUGGGAGGCUAAUAAUAUCUUUGCUUUAGGCCCAAAA